CGGCACCCACGAAUAGUACAUCAAAACCUGCAAGUAACAUAUCAACAUCUGCUAAUAGUACACGACCAUAUACAAACAGCGCAACGACACCCACAAAUAGUACAUCAAAACCUGCAAGUACCAUAUCAUCAUCUGCUAAUAGCACAACACCACCUGCAAACAGCCCAACGACACCCACGAACAAUACAUCGCCACUUGCAAGUAACAUAUCAACAUCUGCUAAUAGUACACCAACCUGCAAACAGCGCAACGACACCCUCGAAUAAUACAUUAAAACCUGCCAGUAGCAUAUCAACAUCUACUAAUAACACACCACCAUCUGCAAGCACUGCGAGAACACCCAAGAAUAGUACAUCAAAACUUGAAAGUAACACAUCAUCAUCUUCUAAUAGUACACCACCGUCUGCAAACAGCGCAACGACAUCCACGAAUAGUACAUCAACACCUGCAAGUUACAUAUCAACAUCUAUUAAUAGUACACCACCACCUGCAAAAAUCGCAACGACACCCACACAUAGUACAUCAAAACCUGCAAGUAACAUAUCAUCAUCUGCUAAUAGCACAACACCACAUGCAAACAGCGCAACGACAUCCACGAAUAGUACAUCAACACCUGCAAGUAACAUAUCAACAUUUGCUAAUAGUACACCACCACCUGCAAACAUCGCAACGACACCCACACAUAGUACAUCAAAACCUGCAAGUAACAUAUCAUCAUCUUCUAAUAGUACAACACCGUCUGCAAACAGCGCAACGACAUCCACGAACAGUACAUCAAAACCUGCAAGUAACAUAUCACCAUCUGCAAAUAGUACACCACCACCUGCAAACAGCGCAACGACAUCAUCGAAUAGUACAUCAACACCUGCAAGUAACAUAUCAACAUCUGCUAAUAGUACACCACCACCUGCAAACAUCGCAACGACACCCACACAUAGUACAUCAAAACCUGCAAGUAACAUAUCAUCAUCUGCUAAUAGUACAACACCGUCUGCAAACAGCGCAACGACAUCCACGAACAGUACAUCAAACCCUGCAAGUAACAUAUCAACAUCUGCUUAUAGUACACCAACACCUGCAAACAGCGCAACGACACCCACGAACAGUACAUCUCCACUUGCAAGUAACAUAUCAACAUCUGCUAAUAGAACACCACCACCUGCAAACAGCGAAACGACACCCACACAUAGUACAUCAAAGCCUGCAAGUAGCAUAUCAACAUCUGCUAAUAGUACACCACCACCUGCAAACAACGCAACGACACCCACGAAUAGUACAUCAACACUUGCAAGUAACAUAUCAACACCUGCUAAUAGUACACCACCUGAAAACAGCGCAACGACACCCUCGAACAGUACAUCAAGACCUGCAAGUAACAUAUCAUCAUCUGCUAAUAGAACAUCAACACCUGCCAACAGCGCAACAACAUCAACUAAUUGUACAUCAAAACCUGCAAGUAACAUAUCAACAUCUGCUAAUAAUACACAACCGUCUGCAAACAGUGGAACGACACCCACGAAUAGUACAUCAACACUUGCAAGUAACAUAUCAACAUCUGCUAAUAGUACACCACCUCCUGCCAACAGCGCAACGACACCCACACAUAGUUCAUCAAAACCUGCAAGUAACAUAUCAUCAUCUGCUAAUAGUACAACACCGUCUGCAAACAGCGCAACGACACCCACAAGUAGUACAUCAAAACUUGCAAGUAACAUAUCAACAUCUGCUAAUAGUACACCGCCACCUGCAAACAGCGCAACGACACACAGGAACAGUAUAUCAUAACCUGCAAGUAACAUAUCAUCGUCUACUAAUAAUACACAACCACAUGUAAACAGCGCAACGAAACCCACGAAUAUUACUUCCAACCCAACAAGUAACAUAUCUACAUCUGCAAAUAGUACAUCACCACAUGCAAACAGCGCAACGACACCCACGAACAGUACAUCAAAACCUGCAAGUAACAUAUCAACAUUUGCUUAUAGUACACGCAUACCGCAAAAUAGCGCUUCAACAUCGGAGGGAGCCAAGAUAGUGAUAUCCAACAUUCAAACACCAGUGCCAUCAGAUGGGGCUUAAACAACACCUGGAAAUGAAGGACUUACAGUCUUCGAGCCCAAGACCUACAUGCUCUACAUGAUGGUCGCUAUGACAACGAUAAAACAUUUGGUCUAGAAUGGUUUACGUUUACACUCUUCGAAAAUUUAACAAAACACCAUCAAAAAGCAUUGCUUGCUUAGGGAUUCAUUGGUGCUAAUUAAUAUGGAUAACUUUGAAAACAUGAAAAACCAUUGUUACCAAUUCGAACUAAUGAAUUUGAUUUAAAAUGUAUUUGUUGUUAAAAUAAUGUUAACUAUAUACAGUUGUAUAUAAAAAGUUCUACUUAUUAUUGAAGUUUGUUGAAAGUUUGAUUAUGCAUAAUUUUGUAUAAUGUUAUUGUGUGUAUGAAAUAUAAACAAAUCCAACAUAUUACAACUAUUUUAAUUUAAACUUAACGUUUGUAAUAAUUAUUUUUGCAUUUUGUCAUAUAUUAAUUAGUUUUUUUCUAAACUACCCAUA
This is a messenger RNA of Dreissena polymorpha, 2559 nucleotides long. RefSeq lists its product as uncharacterized. The record is from RefSeq and is a predicted model, not a curated record. The transcript is spliced from 2 exons. The annotation marks the transcript as partial. Lineage: Eukaryota; Metazoa; Mollusca; Bivalvia; Myida; Dreissenidae.